This is a messenger RNA of Olea europaea var. sylvestris, 1058 nucleotides long. Its product is annotated as VAMP-like protein YKT61. Gene Ontology annotation, molecular function: SNAP receptor activity. Lineage: Eukaryota; Viridiplantae; Streptophyta; Magnoliopsida; Lamiales; Oleaceae. Gene Ontology annotation, biological process: endoplasmic reticulum to Golgi vesicle-mediated transport. The record is from RefSeq and is a predicted model, not a curated record. Gene Ontology annotation, cellular component: membrane; Golgi apparatus. The transcript is spliced from 6 exons. Bases 240 to 809 code for a protein of 189 amino acids.
AAAUAAAAAAUACAAACAUUUUUACAUUAAAUUGGGUAGGAAAAUAGAUAUUACGGACGAGUAUAAAGCCAGACGAAAUUUGUUCCUUCUCCCGUAUUUCUGGGUUUUCCAUUUCUCACAUAUUUGAGCACUAAAAAUUUUAGAGAUACAGGCAACUUUUUUUUUUUUAUUUUGUUGCUUAUAUAUAUAAAUAUAUAGAAUAUAUAUACACGGAUAGAGACUCGGGAAAAAGGGGGAGGAUGCAGAUCACGGCGUUGUUGGUGUUAAAAUGCAGCCCGGAGGGUUCGGAUCCGGUGAUUUUGGCCAACGCAUCGGAUGUCUCCCGCUUCGGGUUCUUCCAGCGCCCCAGCGUUAAAGAGUUCAUUGUCUUUGUGGCUCGGACAGUCGCUAAGCGGACCCCACCCGGCGAACGCCAGUCGGUGCAGCACGAAGAGUACAAGGUACAUGCAUACAACCAAAAUGGCUUAUGUGUAUUGGGUUUAAUGGAUGACCAUUACCCAGUUCGAAGUGCAUUUUCAUUGCUCAACCAGGUUCUGGAUGAAUACCAAAAGAAUUUCGGCGAUUCCUGGAAAACUGUGCAAGCUGAUAAGACUGAAGCAUGGCCCUAUUUAAAUGAUGCUCUAACUAAAUUUCAGGACCCUGCUGAAGCUGAUAAGCUGUUAAAAAUUCAGAGGGAACUGGAUGAAACCAAAAUUAUUCUUCAUAAAACGAUCGACAGUGUCCUGGCUCGAGGUGAGAAGCUGGAUAGCUUGGUCGAUAAGAGUUCAGAUCUUAGUGCUGCUUCUCAGUUUGGUGACGCUGACGCUUGAAUUUCCUUGGUGCUGUUGAAACAGAUGUUCUACAAACAAGCAAAGAAAACCAAUCAAUGUUGUACCAUUUUGUAAAUGAUUUUGGAGACAGAAAGGGGAUUGGUAAUACUUUUCUCUACUAUGGAAUCUAUGGUUUGCAGAUAAUUUUGGGGAAUUAACAAUGUUUCUAUUAUAUUCAUAAGCAAGCUUUGUAUUUACAUGAGUUAUGAUCGUACUUAUGAUGUGAUGCAUAAGAUCUUAUUUUGUUUU